This is a messenger RNA of Schistocerca gregaria, 2088 nucleotides long. RefSeq names its product telomere length regulation protein TEL2 homolog. The transcript has 3 exons. Gene Ontology annotation, biological process: protein stabilization; telomere maintenance via telomerase. NCBI's taxonomy places the organism in Eukaryota, Metazoa, Arthropoda, Insecta, Orthoptera, Acrididae. Gene Ontology annotation, cellular component: cytosol. Gene Ontology annotation, molecular function: telomeric repeat DNA binding; Hsp90 protein binding. The record is from RefSeq and is a predicted model, not a curated record. The coding region runs from base 1 to 2088 and encodes 695 amino acids.
AUGUGCGCCGCUGAAAGAACUCAGCUCCUGACCGUCUGGAUACGCCACUCGGACCCCCUCAUCGUCCUCGUCUGCCUGUCAAAGGCCCUUCGCAACCUCGACGCGAGCGCGUCGGCGACUCCGAGUCACGCGGAAGCCCCUUCGCUCGCCUCGUACGUCCAAUCAAUCGCCUCCGUCGCUCACGCGCGAGAACUCGUCGGCUCCGUCGUCGAAUUCUUCGAGCUCGAAGGCGCCGACUCGAACGAACUCGCGUCGGCGACCGACCGACGACCGGCUUGGACGAACCUCGUCCUAGACCUGCUGGAACCUCAAAAAAACGAGCAGAGAAACGCGCUUUGGCACGCCACCGUCUGCAUGAUCAGCAGCCUGCCCAACCUCGCGGCCAACCUCAUGAAGCGCGACACCCCAGCGUCACUGAACCAAGACGUCUUCCUCGCAAACAUAACCAACUCCCUCCUUCAACUCAUCGAAACCGACAAAAUCGGCGAAAAACCCCUCGACUGGAUCGCCAUCAUGCGCGACUUCCCCUUUCUGGCAACGUGGAUCUCGCAACACACCUCAAGGCCAAAACCAAUCUGGGAAACCAUCUAUCGCUCCAUCUGCCAUUCAGAACGCGAAAUUCUAAAAAAAAUCAACGUCGUCUUCCUAAAACUCCACAACCGAGCUCUAGAACCAAUGCUCCGCCUGCUGCUCACCACGUCCAAACCCCCCUUGUUUCAACAAUCCACGCUCUCCGCCCUUCUGGACCCCCUCGUUCGUCAGUCGAGUCAAACACAAUUUCUCCUGUCAAACAAAUUUAUUCUCUGUUGUCGCCUCUCGGACAACGUCCUGUACACACUCAUCGACUUUCUGCACCACACCUUCGACCAUGAAGAAACUCGAACCACCUGGCUCGACAUGGUCGUCUCGCUCGCGCAAACGUUCGGAGACCCGGACUACGUCAAAAAAACCCACUACCACCACCAAGCUCGCGUCGUCAAGGCCCUGUGCUACAUCUGUAAGAAAUACCUGCGCCGCUCCGAUAUCGAAGGCACCGAACUGCUCUCGGGACUAAUGAAGGGCGUGCAGGAACACAUGGCCUCCCCCGACUCGCGCCACCUAAACAUGGCCAUGAUGCUUGGCGACGCCUUCUCAACCACCUUGCUCCCAGAAAGCUCGAUCAAGUUCGAGUACACACCGCUCGAAGAAACUCCGGACACCGCCUCUGACCAAGACCAAUCGGAAGAACUCGCGGACCACCCCCCACCCUCCGUCCAGCAGGACCAAGCUCGGGACCUAGACGACCCCGACUUGGACUACUUCGCCUACUUGGACCUCAAAGAAAGCCUGCAAAAAAACGCCGCCGUCCCAUCCGACCCUCAAAAAAAGACAGACUGCCAACUUCACGCCAGCACCUCCUCCACCAGCGGACUGUACCUUCGCACCUCCAUCGCCAACCUGAGAACCAACGACCCCGACACCAUUCAGAACACGCUCAGCGUGCUCGACGCGCUCAUAGACUCUCAUCCGGACGAACUAGGCGAAGUCGCCGUCACCCUAACCCUCACGCUCAUUCAUCUGUUCGACGAAUAUGAAUUAGACCAGUUUCGAGAAAAAAAACAUCGAGCGCUCGUCGCGCUAAUCAGGCAAGAAACCAAAACAGUCGUCGACUGUCUCGUCGAACAACUGUUCGAGCCAAACUACACUCUACAACAACGCUACGACAUCCUGGACGCGCUCAUCGAAUCUGCGCGCCACCUGUCUUCGAACGCGACAACACUCGCGCCCCAUUCUGGUCGUCGCUCACUCUUUUCGACGUCGAAUUCAGACAUCGAGCGCUCCGCGGAAGGCGCACCACCCCCCGGAAAGCGCAGUGGCGCGCUGCUCCGCCGAGGAACACCGCGACCCGCUCAGACGCCAACUGUCAACAAAUUCGCGUUGUACGCCAACCAAUUUUUUGGAAUUCUAGACUUCUGUUCCGACGACACCUUUCAAACGCCCGCCGAGAAGAAAUUCGACCCAAAAGGAGACCCCCGUAUGCUAGGCAUGAUCGUAAAUUUUGCUUUACCCUUGUACGACGUGGGCGAUGCAAGUGACGGAGCCAAUUAA